AUGGGCCAUAUUGUUCACCCAAAACGGAAAACAAAGGCAAUGCAUAACAUUUUACUCCACGAACGUCGUCGACUCUCAGCGCGACAGAUGCUUGGUGCUUGCAUAAUGACCGGAAUGCCAUAUACAAAAGGUGCUCGCUUUCUUUCUCUUUGUGGAACUAAGCCCCCUGUGAAGAGUGGUGUCAUGAGACAACAGAGAUUUUGUGACGAUAAGAUUAGAAGACUUAAAAGUAUUUCCCUAAUGCUGUCGAGAAAGUCCUUCAGUGGUUACUUAUCCAUUGAUGCAAGAUGGACGCACAGGCGAAACUCGCCAAGUUGUACAGUAACUGCGCUCGAUGCUGUCACAAAAAGAGUUCUUGCAUGCGUGAACAUCAACCAUAUUGGUGGAAACAGACAGCAUGCUCAGUAUUCCGGAGCUUCCAACAAUAUGGAAAGUGCUGGAACUCGAAUCAUCUUGAAGCAAUUAAAGAAAUACAAUAUCUUGAAAGAUGUUAAAGAGAUUAUUAAAGACCGAGAUAACAAAAGUGUCUCUGUCUUUAAAGAAUUUGGCGUCUCUCAUCUUGAAAGAUUCGAUCCAGGUCAUGUAUCAAAAAAUAUCUCAAAAGAUUUUACAAAGUUCUCAGCUUCUCAUAAGACAGUUGAAGUUUUCAACGACAAGACUCAGAAGAUUGAAAAAAUAGAGAGACCUUUCUGGGGUCUGA
Messenger RNA from Trichomonas vaginalis G3, 700 nucleotides. Its product is annotated as zebrafish ch211-108c17.2-related family. The transcript has a single exon. The annotation marks the transcript as partial. NCBI's taxonomy places the organism in Eukaryota, Parabasalia, Trichomonadida, Trichomonadidae. The record is from RefSeq and is a predicted model, not a curated record.